AUGAGUGGCCAAGUGAGUUGGUCUUUGCUUUGAGAUACGACAACAAAGUCUCUAUUGAAAGACAAGUUUGUUGGGAUGCCGUAUCUUUACUUUGAGAUACAACAGUGUCUAUAUAAAGAAUUUGAAUAGUAAAAAAGUUUUAUCAACCUACAAAAGCCGAAUUUGGGAUACCCUUUCCUAUGAUCCUCCUGGCGAGUAUCUAAAAUCGUUAUAAAACCUGUAUGGCUAUAACCUGCCAUAUGGUACCGUAAUUCAACGGGCGAUGAGAUUGAUCUGUCACUCCCAAAUUGCCCCCAAAAUGCCCAAUGCUUUUAUAUUCCUUCCACUUCUCUAUUCCUUACAGAACCCAAUACCCAAAGUCCCACUAUCCGCCCCUCCAAACCUCCCCGCAUUUGACCCAUUGGAUUUCAAGCACUUGGAGAUUGUGGAAUUGACAAAAGACAAAGAAAUCAACUCUCCCGAGCUGGUGAAGAGACCAACCCCCAAGCCAAGGACCAAACAGUUGCAUUUGAAUCUUGAACAGAAAGACAAGGAGACGGAGGAGGAAAAGAAGGUGAGAAUUGCUCCAUACAAGGCUAAUAUGAUUUCCUAACCUAUUUCCACGGUUAGGGAUGACUUCUGUACCGGUCGUGUUUCAGUCAAAAAAAGCCGAAGAGAUGCAUGCAAAGGUUGAUAUUGAAAAUGAUCCUGGAGGCAUUAAAAAGGCCGGUUAUUUCGAAGAUUCUGGGAUCAUAUUGGCGACUCCAAAAAGGUUCCAAAAUACUUUCGAAAGUAAGCUUUCCAAUAACCUUAUCAAAAGAAGCAAUCUUUCAUUUAUUUUUUAUGCUUCUUUGAUACUUUUUGAUACCAAAUAUGCGCCCGCUUUGAUCGCUUUUCGACCUCUUUGUUGACUCAAAUACGACAGUGCAAGAAGCAGUAAUUUGUUGUACUGGCUGAGCCCCCAUGUACUGGCUGACCAGGGGAGAAUGGGAUUUGAUGUGAGAGCGACCGGUAGGAGAAGACGAGAAGACCAAGAAGGAAGUAUUUAUUUAGCAUCACAGCAGGAAAAGUGAUUAUAAACUGACCAUAUCUGUGGCUUUUAUAGGGAAUGAGCGAACUUAUGCAAAUUUGGGGUCUAGCGCCAACAUUUGUAUAGUAUCUUUUUUCGCUAUUAAGCUCUUAGCUCCCUCUACGGUAAGGAGAAUACCGUAGAAAAAUCUCACGCCUAUAAUACCAAUCCUCCUAAUGCAAAAUUGCUCGUUGUCAUCGAUAAUCCCGUUUCAUCGAGAAACCUGGCGUGCAUUCCAAUCGGCUUCCAUCAUUCGGUCAACGGGUCAUCGCGCUCUCCGCAAAUCCCGCAAUCUUUCGCGCGCAAAAGAAACUUGCGGUUGAUUUUCAGGGCGGCGCGGGUUAUCACCGACCGGAGCGCUUCAGGGUUAACCCCGUUUAGGUCAUUAACCGCGCGUCGGGAUCGAAAUUGUCCGGCUUUUUUCUAUCGAAACCCCCGUUUUCGGGGGCUUUAUCGUACGAAUUGAGGGGAUCAGUGGGGAAAUGAGGGAGUUGGAGGAAUCUUAGGGAAAUUUCGAUAUUUCAGAAAGUGAAUUCGAUGUCUUAAUGGCCAAAAAAUCUCAUUUUAUCCUUUAAAUUAGCUUUCUUUCUAAUGUUUCUAGCGCCCUUGACAAUCUAAACCACUCCCUUGACCUUAAAACUUUAUCUUCCCCCAUACUUUUCCCGAACUUUACUAUUUUCCACAAGUUUUUGCCCAAAUCAUAAUAAUCUUUCCCCAUUUUUCAGUCAGAGCUUCCCUCCUCACCCCAUCAAGGCCUUGAACAGGCCCUUGAUCAAAACGGAAACGUCCUGAAAUCCCUUGACAGUCCACCAUCUUCCCUACCCUUGCAGCACAGUCAAACCUCCUCCGAAUAUUCUCCAAUCCCCGCUAGUCCCAACCAGUCCACCCCCGAACUCGACGAAUUCAGUGUGCUCGAAAAAUCAAGCCUCAAACAUCGAUUCGGCCGCAUUUUUCGCUCGCUAAGCCUCCGAAGACGCGACUCCUAUCAGCUGGGUGGAGAAUCCGCCGCGCCGUGCAAGUGCUUCUGGAAGAGCUUGUGGAACGACCGAAAGAAACGCGCAGUUUUGCCGGAAUUGGACCAAGCCCAGGGCCAGGAUGUCGACGGCGAAGCGCCAACGAAUGUAUCAGUUCGUUACCGGGGUGCAGAUUGCCUUUAGCUCCAUUUCGGUGCUGAUCUUGUGUAUAACCCUGCCCAUUUUGUACAAUAAUGUCCAGACAACCAUCGAUUAUGUGGAGAGUGAGAUGCGAUUUUGUGAGGUAAGCGCGGACCAAUUUUUGGCCCUAAAAAGACUAAAACAAUAUAUUUUGGAUCUCAAUAUGCCUCUAAUCAAAAAACGUUUACAGCGUUCAAACCGAGAAGCGUUAUUAGAAGUAGAGCUUGGUCGUGGAGCCCUUCGAGGAAACCGAACCGCUCGUUCUACCGUCUACGGCAACUACAAGGCAUCCGGCAGCAAUUCGGCUUAUGAAAACGAGAACAAUGGCGGAGAAUCCGGCGGGGAAUUGGGUGGAUACGCGAAUGAUGGAGGCCAGGUCCCCAACUUCGAAGUAACCGGCUCUCCAAUUCAAACCGAAUGCCCCGGCUGUUGCAUUCCUGGCCCACCAGGACCACGAGGGCCUUCCGGAGUGCCAGGAAAGCCCGGAAUCCCCGGAGCGGCCGGAAAACCCGGAUUCCCCGGAACUUCGCCCAACCAAACCUGUCCAAUUCAAAUGCAACGAGAGCCUCCACCAUGCCGACCCUGCCCUAAGGGGCCACCCGGAAUCAAGGGAUGGCCCGGAUUCCCCGGAGACCCAGGACCAAUGGGACCACAUGGAGCUCGAGGCCGCGAUGGAGAAGACGGCCAGCCCGGAGAAACUGGACCGCAAGGCCCUCCCGGAUUCAAGGGAGGCCCCGGAGCCCCCGGAGACAAAGGAGAAACACCACAAGGAGAAGUGAGAGAAGGCCCACCUGGAGAUGCCGGACCAAUUGGACCCAUUGGAGCACCAGGAGUUCCCGGACUACCAGGACGAAAUGGAAUGACCGGAGCGCAAGGAGAUCGCGGAUGGCCAGGACACCCGGGAGAGAGCGGAGAACCAGGCUACCCUGGUCCAGAAGGACCUCCAGGAGCUCAAGGACCACCUGGUAAGUCAUCACCAACAAGUUCGAACGAUUUCAUAAAAAUUUAUAUUAUACUAGACAAAAGCUAGUAUAACAUAAAUCUUCAAAGUAUGCCAAAAACAAAGCACAUUCUUCGCAACCCACAUAUUCAAUAUUCGAUUUUCAGGCGAGCCCGGGACCUGCGUAUGCCAGAACGUCGACUCUGUGAUCCUCGUCAGCCCACAGGCCAACCAGCCACGUAUACCGGAACAACAAGACACCGCCUAUCAACGCGGCUACGGCCGGAAAUAA
Bursaphelenchus xylophilus (pine wood nematode) is the source of this 3434-nucleotide messenger RNA. Lineage: Eukaryota; Metazoa; Nematoda; Chromadorea; Rhabditida; Aphelenchoididae. The record is from the annotation of a GenBank genome assembly.